UUUGGUCAUGGACAAGAGAUCCAUUAUGAAUUACAUAAAAUAGAGGCAGAGUUGGCUUACAAUCUUCUUUAUAAAAAAGAAAUCAGAGCGUUAAUUCAACAAGAACAAAUUCCAACAGAAAAACUUGGAUUUUUUACCGCAAACACAUUCACUUCAACAAUAAAUAGAAACAGUUACCACAUUCUAAAUACUUCAGAUACGUCUCUUAUUUUUGAUAAUCCAGCUACACUCUUGUCAGAACUUGAAAUUCUGCUUUCAAUAACCGAAAAUCUCCAAUUUCAUCAAGUAGUUAGUGGAUUAAAAUUGAAGCAUGUAGUAGCAUUAUAUGAACUUGUAGAAGAAAAAAUUGCGGAUGUAGAAAUUUAUCAUCUUUCAGAUAAUUAUAAGGCCGAUCUGUCUCGACAAAUGAAAGAUGAAAUUAAUGCAUUUGUUGAUUUUGAACAAUCACAUGUAGUUGGUCGUAGUGGUAUAAAAUUGUCUAAAAUUCCAUAUAGAACUUUUGAGCAAGCAUUGAAAAGAUUUAUGUUUCGUUACUUGUCGUCAGAAUUGUAUAGUCCUGAUGAAAAACUUACAAAAUAUUUAGCAGAAAAUAAUGAUGAAAAAAAUAGUAGUGAUUGUUGGCCAUUAUGGGUUUCUAAUGUUAAUAUUCUCGACAAAUUUCCAAAAUCAUUAUUAAUUGCGAAUAUUUAUAAAGCAUAUACAUAUAUUACUCAGAGCGUAAAGAAAUCAAAUUCGCAUAAAACUAAUAACAGCCUCCAAAAUAAUAGCCGUCAGAAUAAAAAUCGACGAAGCAAACCUUCAAAUACGACCAACACUGGUACAAAUUCACGUAAUAAACAAAGCA
Molecule: messenger RNA, 844 nt
Organism: Dentiscutata heterogama
Lineage: Eukaryota; Fungi; Glomeromycota; Glomeromycetes; Diversisporales; Gigasporaceae
Source: the annotation of a GenBank genome assembly